Messenger RNA from Cryptosporidium ubiquitum, 897 nucleotides. RefSeq names its product anamorsin. Gene Ontology annotation, molecular function: iron-sulfur cluster binding. The transcript has a single exon. Lineage: Eukaryota; Apicomplexa; Conoidasida; Eucoccidiorida; Cryptosporidiidae. Gene Ontology annotation, biological process: iron-sulfur cluster assembly. The record is from RefSeq and is a predicted model, not a curated record. Bases 1 to 897 code for a protein of 298 amino acids. Gene Ontology annotation, cellular component: cytoplasm.
AUGGCUCAAUUGACUAUAACUUACAAAAACGACGAUAGAUUGGAGGAGAGUGGGGUAUUUCUCUCAGAGUUGAAUAAGAUAAAAAAGGAAGGGAAUAGAUUUGAGAGGUUUUCUUCCAUAUCUGAUUUGGCAGCUCUUAUUAAGCAGGAAUCAUUCAAAACUAUAUGUAUUUAUUUUUCAUCUGGAGCAAUUCUUGGCGAAGUUUUAACAUUUGAGUUUUUGAAAGAUUUUUAUGGGAUAUUGGACUUUGGGUCAGUUUUCAAGGUGAAUAUAUUAUCUGUGGAUUUUCCUGAUAAAAUUAAAGUUUUUGAAAGAAAUUUAUUAUUUUCUGGAUUUAUUAAGGUUAACAAAAUAGAAAAUGCUGUAUCAAAUUCACCUGAAGGUGGCUUUGAAAUGAUUGUUAAAGCAGAAAAACCCAGUUGGAAGCUUGAGGAAGGUAAAGUGCUGGUAGAUGAUAUUGAUUUAGAAAGAUCAGUGCCAGAUAUAAAAAAUUAUGUGCAGCUUGGGCAAGGAAAAGAAAGCUGUAAAUCAAAGGAAAGAGCUUGCAAAAAUUGUAAUUGUGGGAGAGCGGAUCUUGAGAAGGAAAUUGGAGUUGAGGCUGCAAGAAAAGUUUAUCAGGAAAAGGUUGAGACUGGAACAGCUCGCUCAAGUUGUGGAAACUGCUAUUUAGGCGAUGCAUUUAGAUGUUCUGGAUGUCCCUAUAAAGGGAUGCCAGCAUUUAAACCUGGAGAGAAGGUUAGUUUGGCAAAUGCUGAGGGGGAUGCUAAUGAUCGUACUGUUGACAUGAAUAUGAUUCAGGAGGAGCAAGUGAAUCUAAUUACUACUACUUCUGUUAAUGCUGCUUCCGAGUCUAGUCAAAUCCAGAAUGUGGGAGGGGUUUUGAAGCUUAACAUUUAA